Tinamus guttatus (white-throated tinamou) is the source of this 961-nucleotide messenger RNA. NCBI's taxonomy places the organism in Eukaryota, Metazoa, Chordata, Aves, Tinamiformes, Tinamidae. The record is from RefSeq and is a predicted model, not a curated record.
AUGGAUUCAUCAGAAGAGGACGGGGAGGAAAACGAGGCCUUCCUGGAGUGGCUGAUGACCCGGACAGGACAGAAGCUGCCGCUGCGGGAGCUGGAGGAGCAGUACGAGGUGCUGGAGGAGCUGGGCAGCGGGACCUACGGCCGCGUGGUGCUCACGGAGCCCCGGGAUGGAGGCUCACCAGUGGUUCUCAAGCUGAUGGCAAAGGAACAGACGGACCGUCGGACAUUCCUGCGGGAAUACUGCAUCACUUUGUGCCUCUCAAGCCACGACGCUUGCAUCCGUGCGCUGCCCAUUGCCUUUGAGAGUGCCACACACUUCGCCUUUGGGCAAGAACUUGCUCCUGCUGGGGACCUGUGUGACCUCCUCAACCCAGGGGAGGGCCUUCCAGAGGUGCUGGUGAAGCGCUGUGCGUCCCAGGUGGCCGAGGCUCUGGAUUUCAUGCACAGCCGGGCCCUGGUGCACCGGGACGUGAAACUGGACAACGUGCUGCUCUUCGACAGCGAGUGCCGGCGGGUGAAGCUGGGUGACUUCGGGCUCACGCGCCUGCAGGGCUCUGCCGUGUGUGCCAUGACCAACACGCUGCCCUACGCCGCUCCGGAGCUCUGCCUGCUGCAGGGCUCCGACACGCUGGAGCUGGACUCCAGCCUGGAUGUGUGGGCUUUUGCCGUGCUGCUCUUCUGCCUCUGCACGGGCUGCUUCCCCUGGGCUGCAGCUCUCAGCUCUGACCCGCAGUUCGAGGACUUCAGCACUUGGCAGGGCAGUUCGGUGGGACGGGGGGUGCCGUCAUCCUGGCAGACCUUCGGCUCUGGGGCUCAAGAGAUGUUCCGCCGCCUGCUCACGCUUGACCCUGACCGCCGGAGCCCGGCCAUCGAGGUGCAGAAAUACCUGUCACUGACGUGGGUGAUGGCCCAGAGCCAGGAUCAAGCUAAGGAGGAGAAGGCUCAAGUGGAGGAGGAGAACA